Coregonus clupeaformis (lake whitefish) is the source of this 3645-nucleotide messenger RNA. Its product is annotated as EF-hand and coiled-coil domain-containing protein 1-like. NCBI's taxonomy places the organism in Eukaryota, Metazoa, Chordata, Actinopteri, Salmoniformes, Salmonidae. The coding region runs from base 316 to 2379 and encodes 687 amino acids. The transcript is spliced from 7 exons. The record is from RefSeq and is a predicted model, not a curated record.
UGUUGAAGGAGGUAGGAGUCUCCACACAAUGUGAAGACACGACUUGGAUGCUAAAGAUCUAACAUACCACGAAACAUUAUAGCAUUAUAAGGCCUACGUGAGUUCGAUGGUGUAUUUUAAUCUCAUUAGAGAUAUACCUGCGUUUUGGUGGAAAGUUUGGGAUCUCUCGCUCUGAGUGAAUGAACUGCGAAAGCACCGUAUUACAACUUGGAGGAACAGGUUCUCUCCUCGCGCCCCGGGACAUGUUUUAGCCGUGUUGGAUAGGAAAUUAUUUUAUCAUAUAAUUAGUGGGCAAAUCACCUUCUCGUCUCCACCAUGAAGAGCUCAAGAGGGACAGUAGCGUCGCCAUCUCUCCAGUCUUCUCCAAGGGCUGCGCGUCAGAGCGAGUGGCUGCGGAGCGCUCUGGCCCACCACCACUGCCCCGACCCCGGCGUGGAGAACGAGAUAGUGGUCCUGGCAACGGGGAUUGACCAGUACCUCCAGGAGGUCUUUCACCACUUGGUCUACCCUAAACAAGACGACGUGGUCUCGGCAGAGGACUUCACUGUGCUUUGCUCAGUGCUGGGGCUUACCGGAGAGGAAAGUGAGACAAGGGAUGGAGAGAAGGAAGAGGAGGGAGAUGAUGAGGAGGGUCAAGGUAUUUGCUUGAGGCUCCCUCACGAGCUGGCUUUUAGGGACUUCCAUUCGCGUCUAUGCGGUUAUUUCCGCGUCCGAGCGCGCGAUGGAACUGGACCGGGGGUCAUGCGCCUCCCCGUUACGGAGGAAACAGAGCACAUUGAGCGCGAGAUCCGGCUUCGGUGGCCGCGGGUCCGGCGAAGGAAAUGUGUCAGUUUCGACCUCACAAUAGACCAAACCGGGAGGAGGCCCGCGGCCAAGACGAACAACUGUGAAACGGGUUCAUCAGAACUACAUCACAAGACAGGCCAGACAGAAGCAGAGUGUGUGGCUCUGCGGGAGCUGGUUGAGGACCUGCGCUCUGCUCUACAGGGCAGUGAUGCUCGCUGCCUGGCUCUGGAGGUCGCAUUACGACGACAGAGGGGCCCAGCCAGGCUUACCAUGCACCACUCCAAUGUAGCGACUUCAAACACAAGUACACCCUCAAACAUACCAAUUCCAAAUGCCCAGGGACGAGAGAGGGGUGCACCUAACCCCCCAAAAGAAGUGAUCCCAAAUCCAAACCCUCAGGGCCGAGGGUGCGGGGUGGGGGAAGAGAGGGUAGCAGGGAGACGGGGCUCCAAAGACCCUAUCCUCAGGGAGCUGCAGCUGAUUCGCUCCUCACGUGAUGGACAGCUGGAGGAGGCAAUCAGGUUCAACCAGCGGCUGGAGGAGGAGCUUGGCUGGGCCUAUCGGGAGGCUCGCAGGCUGGAAGGGGUGGAGUCUCGUCUACGGCAGGAGAACUCUGAGAUCAGGCGGAGAACAGAAGAGGCGAGGGAGGCUCUCAGAGAGGGGCUCCAGAAGGUGAGACUGAUCCAGAAACAGGCUCAGAACGUCCCUCAGCUCCAGAGCAGAGUCACACAGCUGGAAACAGACAUUCAAGAGUACAGAUCACAGUGCACAUGCAGAGGAAGCCAUGCCUCACUGCCACGAGAGCCCAUGGACGACACCUGCCUCCAGCGAGCGGUGGAGGGGAGAGCUGCCUCGGACGAGGAAGAGGAAGAGAGGGAGAGGGAGGAGAGGAGGAAGGAGGAGAGGAGGAAGGAGGAGAGGGGGAGGGAGGAAGGACAGUGCUGCCUGCUGGAGGUGAAGAGGCUCAUCAACAGACUGCACAGCUGUGGUAAAGGGUGUCAGAAUACAACAGCCCACCACUUGCUACUCUCCCAGAACCUCCUCCUUGACAACCAGAACAAUCUCCAUGGCAAUGACCUCCUCACGAUCCCCAGGGGGCGGGGCCGCAGAGGUCACACCUAUCAGGAGGAGAGGGAGACCGAGUUAGAGAAGAGGCAUGAGGAGGUGGAGGGGUUGAGGUUGGAGGUUCAGAUGGUGGAUACAGAGAGAGUACGUUUGUCACUUUUGGAGGAGAAACUGACAGACACACUGACACUGCUACUGCAGCUACGCAUCAAGGGUGUCUCUCGUAGGUCUCUGGGGAAGAUGCUGAUGGACACUCUGGAUGUCUGCAGCAGGAGUGGACAUGGCCCAUCCCAUGUGCUGCAGGUGGCCAAUGCCUUCUGUGCCCAGCUCUCGUCCAAUGAGCUGCUGCGAGACGGGGGAGGAGUGGGAGGGGAAGGUGGCGGGGGAGGAAGAAAGGCAAGAGUAGCUGUGUCUACCAUCCAGAGAACCUCAAGCACCACCAAACCUCCUGCUCAUCUCCUGUUGAGCAAACACACAACCCUCUCUUCUCCCCAAACUCCCCAACUCCCCUCCAUGAACACUACAUAACUGGUCUACAUCUACAGCACACUCCUAAACCUCCUUCUGACUAAGCUACUAUACCACUUCCUCUUAUAUACCACUUCCUCUUAUAUACCACUUCCUCUUGUAUACCACUUCCUCUUGUAUACCACUUCCUCUUAUAUACCACUUCCUCUUGUAUACCACUUCAUCUUGUAUACCACUUACUCAUGUAUACCACUUCCUCUUGUAUACCAUUUCCUCUUAUAUCACCACUUCCUCUUGUAUACCACUUCCUCUUAUAUACCACUUCCUCUUAUAUACUACUUCCUCUUGUAUACUACUUCCUCAGGAGUAGGCCUAGCUAUGACUGCAGAUAUGAGAGGAAGAUACUACAGGUUCAUCUCCAUUGCUCUGGGUCUAUAACAGUCUCUGUCUGUGUACUGCUGUAUUUACACAGCAGCUUUAGCCAUUCAUCUCUGUCUAUCUAUUCUGUUGUGUUUGUUACUAACAUGGCACUUAUGACACAAUCAUGUUUAUUUAUGCACAUUUAUAUAUUCAUAUUUAUACUAAUGACACAAGUAUGAUUAGCUAUGUAAUAUGUUUUUGUUUUUCUGUGUCAUUUGACAUGUUUUGUUAGUCUAGUUUAAAGCUUUGUAGAGGAGCACAACUAGUGUAUGUUGUGUGAUGACCAUGUGUCUAUGUCUUCUGAUUGUACAUUAGAUACACUGCUUACUCUACAUCAGGUACAGUACUUUAUACUAUAUUCAUUAUUUAUCCAAUCUCAUUGAGAUUACAAAUCUUUUGACAUGAGGGACCCGGGAGACCUGAUUUAUAAACAUGUAACAUUCUAAUUAUUGCAGUUAUUGUAGAGAAGGACUAUUAAUACAUUGAAUUAAUAAAACCUCAUAAAAUGUGCAUAUAGUAGAAUACUAUAUGUGUUUUUUUCCACAAUUCAAAUGCAUAUCUACUGUGGUCGAUUAUAGGGACUCACAACAAGUGUCUUCACAAGAUUCAGCUGCUACAUUGUACUUAGUGCUCAAUAUGAGCUCAGACAGUUCUAUUUCUGAUAUGACUGUGAGAACCAGGACUCAGGGUGUAUGUGUGUCUUUGUUUGUGAACCAGCUGAAAGCACCAAACAUCUGUGUGUGUGUGUGUGUGUGUGAGUGAAAGAGAGAGGGAUAGAGCUACUCUGACCUUUUUAUGAUAUCUGAGCAAGGCCAAUCAUUGCCCCAUAUCCAUGAUACAUUACACUGCAUCCUCAGAAAGGCAUAACCUCACUUGACUCACACACAUACACUUGACGUCCAGCUC